This is a messenger RNA of Clonostachys solani, 1269 nucleotides long. NCBI's taxonomy places the organism in Eukaryota, Fungi, Ascomycota, Sordariomycetes, Hypocreales, Bionectriaceae. The record is from the annotation of a GenBank genome assembly.
AUGCAUUCUUUCUUCCGGAGCCAGUUUCUCAAUUUCGAGACCAUCCGAAUUCUCGGUACGGCCGCCUACGGUGGUGCUGAGGUCGCUGAGGUCCUUGAAGCUGUAGGUCAAAUUCGAGAAAACGAUCCUGACAGUUGGCGAGCUGCUUGGUCGAGGCAGGCCGAGCUCGCAGAAAAAACAGCGGAAGAUGCUCGACUUGGCGGGCAUGGCAGAGCCGCUCGUCGAGCUUUCCUCCGAGCCUCCAACUACACACGCGCGAGCGCAUACAUGAUGGUUGGAGAUGGACUUGGGGAGUCGGAUCCGCGGACAUGUGGGAUACUGAGGAAGUCAGGCCAGCUUUUCAACGAGGCCCUCGCGCUGUUCGACCAUCCGGUCCGGCCCCUCGAGAUACCUUAUACCGAGGACACCUCGCUGCCCGCGUAUCUAUACCUCCCAGCCGCUUCAAAGAGGCUGCCAGGCGGGAAGACGCCUCUCAUCAUCAACUUCAUCGGGGCCGACUCGAUACAGGAGGAGAUAUUCUACAUGUUUCCCGCCGAAGGGCCGGAAUUAGGCUACGCCGUGCUCACAGUGGAAGGCCCUGGGCACGGCCUCAUGCUGCAUCAGCACGGCAUACCAAUGUGUCCAAAUUGGGAAGAGGUGGUAGGAAAGGCAGUAAUGGGCCACAUGUCGCAGUACGCCGAGCAGAACAAGGAUCUGGGGUUGGACAUGGACCGGGUAGUGGUUGCCGGAGCCUCGCUGGGCGCAUACUUUGCCCUCCGCACGGCGGCCGACCCCAGAUGCAAGGCCUGCGUCGCCGUGGACCCCAUCUACGAUCUGUGGGAGUUUGCGGCCAAGCGCUCGGGGCCUGCCAUCUGCCAUCUGUGGAAGCAGGGCUGGGUCCCCGACGGCGUCAUGAACACAGCCAUGUCUCUCAGCGUGCGGCUCUCCUGGGAAACGCGCUGGCAGAUCUACACGUCGGCCCGCUUCCUCGGUGCCCAGUCGCCAGUCGAGAUCCUCCGCGCAAUGCAAAAGUUCACCCUGGGCGGCGGCUAUCUCGACAAGGUAACCUGCCCCGUGCUGGUGACGGGCGGCGCGGACGCGCUCUACACGGAUGCGCAGAGCGACACGGCGCUGAUCUUUGACCAGCUGAGCAACGCAUCGCACAAGGAGCUUUGGGUUGGCCCGACCCCUGGGCAAGGCAGCCUGCAAGCCAAGAUGGGCGCUCUGCCGUACUGCAACCAACGAGUGUUUGCCUUCCUCGAUGGGCGUUUCGGUGUCUCGCGAGGAUGA